Molecule: messenger RNA, 543 nt
Organism: Mobula hypostoma (lesser devil ray)
Lineage: Eukaryota; Metazoa; Chordata; Chondrichthyes; Myliobatiformes; Myliobatidae
Gene: hint1
Product: histidine triad nucleotide binding protein 1
Exons: 3
Coding region: 59-424 (121 amino acids)
Biological process (GO): purine ribonucleotide catabolic process
Cellular component (GO): cytoplasm; nucleus
Molecular function (GO): hydrolase activity
Source: RefSeq, a predicted model, not a curated record
UGCUGGGCGGCUUCCUUGUUCAGAGGCGGGUUAGCGGAUACGGAGCGGACUGAGCGCCAUGGCUGCCGAGACUGCUAAAGCCGGCGGGGACACUGUCUUUGGUAAAAUAAUUCGCGGAGAAAUCCCGUGCGAGUUCCUCCACCAGGAUGACAAGUGUGUUGCUUUCAAAGAUAUUGAACCACAAGCUCCAGUACAUUUUCUAGUAGUUCCCAAAAAGCCUAUAUCUCGGUUGUCCAAAGCAGAAGAUUCUGAUGCAGAGCUUCUGGGACACCUGAUGAUUGUUGGUAAAAAGGUUGCAGAGCAGUUGGGCUUAACGAAGGGAUACCGGCUUAUUCUCAAUGAAGGCCCAGAAGGUGGCCAAUCUGUCUACCAUGUCCAUCUGCACGUUUGUGGUGGGCGUCAAAUGAACUGGCCACCUGGUUAACUACCACUGAACGUUUACUUCAUCCUUGGAAUGUUCAUGCUUGAUCUGAAAGAGCAUGAGAAAAGAACAAAAUACCAAUUUCACUGUAAUGCUUGUGAAAUAAAUUCCUUUUCAAAGAA